CGGGUUCAUAAGAUUAAAAAUUGCCUAUACACGUAAUGCAUAUAGAGUAUAAAUGUUUUGUCGAUAUGAACUUGCAUAAUAUAUUUUUAUUGUAUUAAACAACGCUGAUAUCCUUCAUUAUAUCUCUGAAGAGUUUUCUACUUGUUUUUCAUACAUACUUUUGACUUUAUAUUAUAAACGAAGGAUAUAAUAAAUAUUGAACGUGAUUGGAUGUUAAUAUUUUUGCUCAGUGAAAGAAAUAAUAUAGUGUGAAUAGAGAUGAAGUUGAUAUGGGGUUAAUGCUACAUAUUUUUUUGUGUAUAUGUCCUUCUUGCGACAAUAACAAUGUUAUAUUAGAAAGAUGACAAUAUCUGUAUUAAAAACAAUUAUAAUAUAAAUAUAUAUAUAUAUAUGCUAAAAAGAAUUUAAAAAGCAGCAUUAGUCAUGUCUGUAUUGGAAGUGACUCAGAUUUCAACAAUGAGAGUUGAACCAAUAGAUAAUUUAUAUCUUGCUCUGAUACAGUGUUUUGCUAUUAUAUUAUGCGGAUAUAUUGCAGGAAGAUUUGAUGUUAUCACUAAAAUAGAAGGAAAUGGGCUAAAUACUUUUGUAGGAAAGUUUGCUCUACCUUCUUUAAUUUUCAUGUCAUUGGCAAAGCUUGAUUUUAGUCUAGUAAACUGGAAAUUCCUUCUUGCUGUAUUGAUAGCUAAAAGUUGUGUAUUUCUUGUUGUUCUUGGUAUAUCUCUUGUUAUUAAAAGACCAUCAAAUCCAGGUUGUGCUGCACUUUUUGCAAUAUUUACCACGCAGAGUAAUGAUUUUGCUAUUGGAUAUCCUAUGAUUCAAGCACUGUAUGAACAAACACAUCCUGAAUAUGCUGCUUAUUUAUACUUAAUGGCACCUAUAUCAUUGGCUAUUUUAAAUCCAAUUGGUUUUGUAUUAUUAGAAAUUGGUAAACGUUCUGGUGAAAAUCAUAGAAGUUAUAGAGACAUGGUUUGUUCUAUUGUAAAAGGAAUUGCACUAAAUCCAGUACUUGUUAUGACUGUUCUUGGUAUUCUUGGUAAUCUUGUCUUCGGUCAUUUAGUACCUGCUAUAUUAGCAACUGUGCUUGAUGUAUUUGGUAAUGCUUUUUCUGCAAGUGCUCUUUUAUUGUUGGGAUUAAUGAUGGUUGGAAAAGUACACAAAUUGAAGGGCACAGCUCUUGUAAUACCAGGUAUAUUGAUAUCAGUAAAAUUGCUGGUACUUCCUUUGGUCAUAAGAGAAUCUAUUAUUCUCUUAAAUGCUGGCGAGAAUGCUACAGAUACUCAAGAUCUAAGUACUUAUGGAUUUCUGUAUGGAACUAUUCCUACAGCACCAGCCUUAUUUAUUUUCACUCUUCGAUAUAAUAUUGAAAUUGAUUUGAUUGCAUCAGCAAUGGUUGCUUGUACUUUUUUAUCUGCUCCACUAAUGUUUGUAUCAGCAAAAUUAAUCGAUGCUGUUUCUACUGGAGUUAGUCCGAAAAAUUAUGCAUACCAACUGAAUAUAUUUUCUUUCGAUGUAAGCAUUGCUUCAAUAACAGUUUGUACAUGGUUAAUUAUUUGUCUAAUUGGAUUAAGAAGAAAAAAAUAUAAAUGCGUCACUCAUAAAUGUACACUUUGUAUAGUAAUUGCACAGCUAAUUACAGCUAUAGGUGUUAUAAUAUGGACCAAACUUGAACCUGAUAAUACUGGUUCAAUUUUAUGGUAUAUCCAGUUUAUUUUAAUUACUGUGGGAGUAUAUGCAAGUCGUAUGUGGACUGUAGCAAUAGCUGCAACCUUAUUAUACUUAAGUUCCCGUUCUCUGGAUUUUGUUUGCAAUAUUCAAAGAUGGUUUUACCCUAUUGGAUGGGGAAUUCCACUUUUAAUAGCAAUUAUAAUGUGCAGUACUAUGUCUCCAAGGGAGUCUGAACUUGAAUUCAGAAAUCCAAAUUUUCAACUUGGUACAGUUCAAGCUGCAAUUUCUACUUCUAUAUUAACAUUCUGUUUUAUUGUAACAAUGGGCUGUUUAGUCUUACAGCAGAGCUACCAGCGUCGUAACAUUUCAGCAUCUUAUUCUAAUUUAACGAAUAAUAUCGAAAAUUCCAAUAAUGACACUAAUAAUGACGAAAGACGCGUAGUAGAUGUUGAAGAUCUGAUUUCUUCAAAUUCUCAUCUUCCAAUCAUCGGCUGUGAAUAUACACAUGGUUGUCCAAAUGGUACAUGUAGCAGCAACAAUAACGAAAUUGAUGAUUGCGAAUUAUAUAUAGACAUUGAGAAUGAAAGAAACGAUCCUCAGUUUUUACGACAUCUUGUAUUUGUUAUUUUACUUCUAUGUUCCAUGUUCAUUGGUUUAUCCAUAUCAAUCGGAACAUUAUUAAUGGAACAGUUGACUGGAAUUUACGCAGAAUUAGCAUUUUUGGAUGUUGCCUUAAAUUUUGGCCAGUCAUUAAUCGUAUUUGCUAUUUUUGGAUUAGAUACUGGUCUUGGUAAAUUAGGAUGUUGGCUGCAGAAAAUGUGUCGUAAAUGGCGCACUGAGAAAGAACUGCAGCUUCCCCCUGAAGAUACAUUAAGUCCCGAAGUGAGAGCUAUUAGGGAUCAGUUUAAUCGUUGCCAUUUGGCUGAAUGUCGUGCUCGUAUAGCUAUAUGUCGUAGACGCUUAUUAAAGAUAUACAAAGGUGUUUUUACUGGAACUGAUUUAGUUAAUUGGUUGCUUGAAGCAAAUGUUGCACAAACUAGAGAAGAAGCUGUUCAAUACGGUCGUAGUUUAUUAGAAAGUAGGGUUUUGCAGCAUAUCGACGGCACUUAUCAUUUUUGUGAUCAAAACUUACUUUAUACUUUUAAUGGUUAAUUGUAAUAUCUGGAUCAAGUCUCAUAAAAAGACUAUUUUUGCAGUUCUGAUUAAAUAUAUUAUUGAAUAUUAAUUUCUUUUAAAUUGGAAUAUCUUUGUAAACUAUAUUUAUUUAAUGUAUUAUUUAAAAUAUCUCGAUAUUUAUUUUAACUUAUAUGUAAAACUUUUUUAUUUUAUUAAAUUAUGAAAUUAUUGUCUGGAAUUUAUUGUACAGAAUUUUAUUUGUAUCUGGCUAUGCUUUCUUUGUUAUUUAGUUACGAAUCUCGUAUAUAUGUUUCAUUGUCUAAUCAAAAUGCUGCAAAACAAAGUAAUACAAUAACAAUAUGGUAAUUAAUUGAAUUAAAUGCCAAAGAUGAAUAGUAAUAUUUAAUAUCCUAUUUUUAAAUAUUAGUAUUGUAUGCAGUAUUGACUUUUUAAUAUGAAACAAUACUUUAGAAUAUCUGUAUUUUUUUUACAGAAUUGUUAUGAGGUUUAUUGUUAAUAAUUUUAAAAAACGCUACGUUAAUAAAAAAUUUUAUUAUGUCAACAAAAUAUUAUAUAUUAUGCAAUAUGAACUGUAACAAAGUGUAAAAUGAAUAUAAAAUAAACAUCUUUGCUUGGAACAUUA
This is a messenger RNA of Bombus terrestris (buff-tailed bumblebee), 3424 nucleotides long. RefSeq names its product integral membrane protein GPR155 (gene anchor). The coding region runs from base 424 to 2817 and encodes 797 amino acids. Gene Ontology annotation, cellular component: membrane. The record is from RefSeq and is a predicted model, not a curated record. Lineage: Eukaryota; Metazoa; Arthropoda; Insecta; Hymenoptera; Apidae. Gene Ontology annotation, biological process: transmembrane transport; intracellular signal transduction. The transcript is spliced from 12 exons.